GGGAUAUGAAUGGGAGGAUUGCAAGAACUGAGAGGGUAUGGAUGCUGCUGCUGCUGGGACUGAGUGAUGAAGCAAAUGAGAGAAUUGUAGAAGCCAUGAAGAGUUUUCUGGAAAAUAUGUGGUGUGCAAGAAAUAGGGAAUUGGAAGAUCUGUAAUGGAUACUGCUUGUUUUGUUUUUAUUUUUACAGGUGCCGAUGUGAAGAAUGACUCUCCAACGGGUCACCUGUAUAGCAAGAGCAAGAGCAAGAACAACACCCGCCGAGGCGCCCCCGCCGAGUGUGUGUUUGGGCUUUAGAGCCCGUGGUGAAUGGCCUAACCAGUCCCAUGAAACACUGAAGAAGAGGCCGUGGUGAAUGGCCUAACCAGCCCCCUGAAACACUGAAGAAGAGGCCGUGGUCCAUGGCCUAACCAGCCCCUGAAACACUGAAGAAGAAGAAGAGGCUGUGGUCCAUGGCCUAACCAGUGCCUUGAAUCUGGAUCUGGACAAUAAUGCGCAGGGCACCAAAGAAGGUGCAUAACACGCAUAACACUGAAGAAAAAAAAUCCUUGUCCCCAAACUGCCUGCUGCCGUUACUGCUACUAUGACUGUGACUACUCACCUGGUUACUCAGCUACUACUACUACACUUCCUGUUCACCGCACUGACGACCGAGCCCAGCACAGCAACAACGGCUUCCUUCAGGUGUGGACAAAAGAGAACGAGGACAAUACAACACACUGAGCCGCCGCACAGGUCGGGGACGCCUCUCCUUCGGGGCUAGACAGCAGCAUGAGUGGCCCGGACAAGCAGGAGCAGACUGCUGUAGGGGGCAGGAGAGUCACUGGUCAUCAGGCAAAGCAACUUGCUGCUGGCAACUCCAGCAACAAAGGAGAGAGGAAGUUAGUGUGUCUGGAGUGUGGAAAAGGAUUCACCUCAAGGUCAGGCAUUAGAUAUCACACCCUUACACACACUGGUGUAAAGAACUAUGAAUGUAAGGAAUGUGGGAAACAAUUCAGCCAGAAGAGUGCCCUUAAUACACACACUCUUACACACACUGGUGUAAAGAACUAUGAAUGUAAGGACUGUGGGAAACAAUUCAGCCAGAAGAGUCACCUCAAUAGACACACCCUUACACACACUGGUGUAAAGAACUAUGAAUGUAAGGAAUGUGGGAAACAUUUCAGCCAGAAGAGUGCCCUUAAUACACACACUCUUACACACACUGGUGUAAAGAACUAUGAAUGUAAGGAAUGUGGGAAACAAUUCAGCCAGAAGGGUACCCUUAAUACACACACUCUUACACACACUGGUGUAAAGAACUAUGAAUGUAAGGAAUGUGGGAAACAAUUCGGCCUGAAGAGUACCCUUAAUACACACACCCUUACACACACUGGUGUAAAGAACUAUGAAUGUAAGGAAUGUGGGAAACAGUUCACCAAGAAGAGUUCCCUUAAAUCACACACCCUUGCACACACUGGUGUAAAGAACCAUGAAUGUAAGGAAUGUGGGAAACAUUUCAGCCAAAAGAGUGCCCUUAAUACACACACUCUUACACACAGUGGUGUAAAGAACUAUGAAUGUAAGGAAUGUGGGAAGCAAUUCAGCCAGAAGGGUACCCUUAAAACACACACCCUUACACACACUGGUGUAAAGAACUAUGAAUGUAAGGAAUGUGGGAAACAAUUCAGCCUGAAGAGUCACCUUAAUAAACACACCCUUACACACACUGGUGUAAAGAACUAUGAAUGUAACGAAUGUGGGAAACAAUUCACCCAGAAGAGUUCCCUUAAUACACACACCCUUACACACACUGGUAUAAAGAACUAUGAAUGUAAGGAAUGUGGGAAACAAUUCAGCCAGAAGGGUACCCUUAAUACACACACUCUUACACACACUGGUGUAAAGAACUAUGAAUGUAAGGAAUGUGGGAAACAAUUCGGCCUGAAGGCUCGCCUUGAUAAACACACCCUGACACACACUGGUGUAAAAAGUCAUGAGUGUGAAGAGUGCGGGAAAAGAUUCAGAUUGAAGUUUAGGCUUAAUGAACACAUCUUCAGGCACUAUGGCCUUAGGGAGUUCAAGUGUGAUGUGUGUGGAAAGCUCUUUAACCUGAAGCGUGACAUUGCCAGGCACAUGAAGACCCACUUCUGAACUGUGUCUACCUACAGUAGUUAUAUUAAGCAGGUUGUUAGCAGCAGCUGAGCCUGACAGGGAAAGGCAAGAAAGGGAGAGGUAAAAGUGAUCAUGUAAGAUAAAGAAGAAAGGUUUGCCUGUGAAGUGAUGGAAGGAGAGGAGCCACACGAAGAAGUGGAAGGGGAAAUACUAAUGGCUGACUUUCCACAGCUGUGGCAGCUGCACUGGGCAUGGAGCCCAAUUGAGGCUCACACCUACAUGAACUACUUGCUCCUCUGCAAGGUGGGGCAAGGGAAUGUCACAUAACACUACAACAGCUGGAAUAUGUAUUUAUAAACAAUUGAGGCUCACACCUACAUGAACUACUUGCUCCUCUGCAAGGUAGGGUUAGGGAAUGUCACAUAACACUACAACAGCUGGAAUAUGUAUUUAUAAACAAUUGCUGUAACAAAAGAAUCAAUGCCUUACAGUUGUGUGCCUCACCCAAGAGCACCACAGAGGCAAGUGCUUCCAGCACCUCUCUCACCAUUGUACUGCCCUGCCUUAGAAGAGUCCCAAGACGAGCCUCAAAAUGUGUCUUGUGUUUUGGAAGGUCAGCCAGUGUGGAGGGGCUGCAGUAGUCUGGCGGUCAGGGGCCCAGGCUGCUGAUCAGAGGGGCAACAGUUUGCGCCUCUCCCCGGGCAGCUGUUGGUGGGAUGGGCUUGCCCUGGCACGCACUGGGCUGCUUGACAAUGGCACUGCAUCCCUCUCCCUUGGGCUGUCCCCAAUAAGAGGUGAAAAAGUUAAAUGAAGGAAUGAACAGCUCUGAAUGCUUGUAACCAUGCAAGGACGUCUGGAAUUGGCCAGGAAAGUUGUUAUUUAAUGAAAAUUGAAAAAAAAAAAAAGAAACAUUGGAAAAGAUGAAUAUUAAGUGGAAGGAACAUCAACAUGCCAGAAGUGUCACUGCCAAGGCAAUACUUGGAUCCCACAGCAACAGUCUCACCUCAACUCUCUCUGACCUUGUUGUUGGCAGGGUGUACUGACCUGUGCCUCCCUCUCCCCUGCUGCCUCCAUGCUGAGAAAGGACCGAGAGAGAAGCAGAUGGCCCGUGAAGUGAUAGAAGGCGACAGAGGUGGCAACAAGAGGAAGGUUGUCGCUGCAGCACACUGUCAGAGGCAGGGUGUGCCGGCCUGUGCCUCUCUUCCCCCUGCUGCCACCAUGCUGACAGACAGAAGCAGAUGGCCUGUGAAGUGAUACAAGGCGACAGCGGUGGCAACAAGAGGAAGGUUGUCGCUGGUGCACACUGUCGGAGGCAGGGUGUGCUGGCCUGUGCCUCCCUCGCCCCCUGUUCCCGCCGGGACUGACUUGAGUGGCCGUGGCAGUACAGUUUCCUGACGUUCUUCACAAAGGGUUCUUCAGGCGUGAGAGGCUGGAGGAGAGGAAGGCACACCGGGCAAUGCUGCAGUGUGCCCCCACCGGCAUCAGUAACCCAGCAGCCAUCGGGGAGCAGAGCCACAGCUGCCAGCCCCCAGUGUACAUAUUGUCUGUGUUGGGCUGGCCGGGUUAUCGUAGACACAGCGCCACGCCAAAGAUUCCUAAGUGUUGUAGUGACAUGUAAGUCUGUAUGGAGUUGGUGCAGUGUAGAGCAGUGAAGUGUAGUGUGGUGUAGUGCAUUCUUUUGCACUGAAGGAAGAGUGACUUAAACCUUUUGAUCUGAUCCUGAACUUGAACCUUUUGAUCUUGCCAUGAACUUCAACAUUUUGUGUUUUGUUUACAAGUGGCGUGGAUACGCCAUUCUUUGUGACCGGAGCUAGUGACACUUGUUAGGCUGCUUGAAUAAAAAAUGAACACUUAAGACUUGCCACCCCUUCCUCUGUGAUCCGUGUCUUUGCCCUCGUCAAGGUGGAGGAAAGGCGUUUGGUACUAAGAGUCUUGUUGGUGCAGUUGUAGUCGGUAUUCUGAGAUGCUUCUGCCUCUCACAUAAACUACAGGUACUCACUGAGCUAUGGCUUACAACUUACGACCAGGCCAAUGCUAUUAGUAAUACUUGGUUAAGUAAUGAGUUGACAUUUCAAGUACCUAGCCGUAGGUAAAGCAGCAGUGUGUUUACACAGGGCUUCCCCCUCCCUCAGCCUGCCCCCUCUUCCCUCCCAUCUUACACACAUACACACACACACACACACACACACACACACACACACACAGCACAUAACAUUUCUUUGUGUUUUGUACGGAGAUAAAGUUCCUGGAGUUAGUAUUUUGUUAUGUUUGGUUAUCUUCCCUUCUUUUCCUCCUCCUCUGCUUCUUCCUCUUCCUCUUCAUCCUCUUCCACACACCUUUCUCGAUGGUAGAGUCUUUAAUAUUGUUUUUCCCAUUGGCUAACUUUCCAUCUAUUUCAUUUCUUCCUCCCUCUUCCUCCUCCUUUGCUCCUCCUCCUCCUCCUCUUCCUCCACUUAAAGGCUCUUUAAUAUUUUCAUUUAUUUUUGUUAACUUUUUCUGUUUCCUCCUCCUCCUCCUCCAUUCUCAAUAGUCGCCUCAUUUAUAUUACUUUUUGUUUUGUUUUAUCUCAUUGUUAGUCCACUUUCCUCCCUCCCUCCACUUGCUUUCUUCCACUCCUCCCUCCCUUCCUCUUAUGGAAUGUAACUCUAUUAUUAUAUAUCCCUUCUUAUCCUCCUUUUCUUUCUCCUAUUGUGACAUUUUAAAGCCUGUUAUUCCUGAUUCUUGUAAUUCCUCCUCCUCUUCUUCUUUCUCAUUAGCUGCAUCCUCUUUCCCUUUCCCAACUUGACACCACACUAACCUCAGUCUCCUCCUCCUCUUCCCCCAUCAUCUUACCUCACACAUUCAUUCUUCCCCGUAACUUACUCGUCCUCCUCCUCCUCCUCCUCCUCCUCCUCCUCCUCCUCCUCUUUCCCUUCUCCCACUCGCCACAACAUAACCCACAGUCUUUCUCCUCCUCCUCUACCAACUAGACCCCACCACUCUGUGUUUCCUCCUGACGUGUGGCCAAGUGAGGGCAGUGCGGGCACCUGAAUCGCCGCUUUCUCGUGUGUGUCCAAAUGUGGCGGCAGAGAUUGGACAUGUCUUGAAAGGAACGCUUACCGCAGAAGGGGUAGAUGGUGGUGGUGGUGGUGGUGGUGUUGAUCUGUACUGGAAGAGAGAGAGAGAGAGAUGGGAUGGAUAGGUGUUGGUGGUGUUGUACUUGUAUAUUAGGAUGCUGUUUAUUAGAUAAUUCUUCAUGUUUGAAUCUUUUUUCAUAGGUUUGCUAACACCUGCUGUUAUUGUGUUUGGACUAUGAGUCCCUCCAUAACAACUACAGUCAUGCCUCGGUUUAUGAGAUUAAUUCGCUGCAGAAUUUUGCUCACAGAUCAAAACACUCAUAAACCAAAACAAUUUUCCCCAUCUAGAUUAAUGAGAAUCUCAUUAAUGCAUCCUAU
Eriocheir sinensis (Chinese mitten crab) is the source of this 5526-nucleotide messenger RNA. Its product is annotated as zinc finger protein OZF-like. The record is from RefSeq and is a predicted model, not a curated record. Gene Ontology annotation, cellular component: nucleus. Bases 770 to 2131 code for a protein of 453 amino acids. The transcript has 2 exons. NCBI's taxonomy places the organism in Eukaryota, Metazoa, Arthropoda, Malacostraca, Decapoda, Varunidae.